GGGGAGGCUGGGAAGAAGGGUCUGUUGUGUGUAGGCCGACUUGGAAGUAAAACACGCACAAUCACUGCAUCAGAUACAAAUGUCCUGUCGAGUGAGACGCUACGCAUUCCACCGGAAUACUAUGUGUCGCUGGACCACGAUGACAUGAGAAAAAAUAGCGGAUGUUCUAGAAAAUGCCGUCCUGAGCGACUAAUUUUGAAGUCGCGCGAAUGCCGCAUUUCUUCUUCGCUCCGUACCUGGCGGCAGCUGGCGACAAUAACAAAACACACACAUUGUGUUUCAAAAGAGUGGACCGUUGCUGUACUAACACUCACGGAACAAAUGACUUCGCUGUACCCGGCUGACAAUAUUUGCAGUGGGCUAUUUUCUCUGGUUAUCUAGGCAAGAGGCCCAGACGCGUCUCCAGGUUGCAGUGUUUGGUGCUCUUAGCACAUGCUAACGUUUCACUUGAUAUUUGUGUAAGGAUAAGUGGUCCCACUACAUGCAACAGCAAUUGACACUCCUUUGAAAACUUGAGUUGAGUAAUGGUAGGCCUAACAUCUUAAUUUAGCCAACGCGUAAGCGACAGACUAAUGUUAAGCCCACGUCAUGGUUUUGUCGGAUACAGUUUAGAAUUAGGCUACUCUCGGUGGUUAAGUAGCAGUGAAGAAAGACGCACUUGGCCAAGGCUAUUUAGUGGAGGGGAAACCCUAAUCCUGUGCUUCGUAGAAGCCUUCACCACGGCUACCUAACUUCAUCACUCGGUCGAAUCCUUAUGACAUUUGGCCGCUUAUUUCCCAGAACUCUUCAGUGUGGUGUUCUAUGUCAGUCAAGGCCAAAUGCGGCCCAGCAGUGACGUGAUUAUGGGAUCUCUGUAAGAAUAUCUGCUAACUAUUUCAUUAACCACAACCAGCGACAUAAAGUGAGAAGGCAUAGGCUACUAACGUGUAUGACAACUGAAGGCCACAGCUGUUGCUGAUACAUGGUGACAGGGAAAGAAACUGAAUUGAACAGGCUAAUAAUUGGCCUAUUCUUACUAGGCUUCCUUCUUGUCAGAGACCUCGACAUGUACAGUUAAUCCUGCAGUAUGCUUGUGUGGAGUGUUAGGACUUACAAGUUGUAAGUGGACUAUAACCGCCUGAUAGAAAGCUCAUAGACAUACUCCAAUCACCCAGUCUGUGAUGAAGAUGAGAGACAGGCACCACCUGAUGCUGAAGGGCGCAGAUAGAAUGCAUGGAACGGACUCAAAUACAACAGCUUGUUAAGCACUCUCCAGAUGGGUCUGUUUCUGGCACACUCACCAUCAUAGCUCUGAUUGAACCUGAGGACACCCCCCCACCCCCUGUCCCACUCCAGCGUUGCUGCGGACUCAACGUCACUUCCUGUCAGUCUCUCUGAAUAUAUUUUAGAUGCUGUAUCUACGCCACGGGUGGCACUCCUGACAAAUUCCCUGUGAAGUUUUUUUGACUGUGCCAUGCGCUACCCUCGCCAGCAGCUACUGCCCACAUAGUCACCAAGAGGUUGCUCCGCCUCCUGAUUCCGUCCUCUUUGCCCACCCCCAGAGGAUGCUGGGACUGUGUCGUGGGCGCAGGAAGUUCCUGGCCUUCUCCCUCGCCCUGCUCUUCAUCCCAGCUCUCACCUGGCUCUACCUCUCCGUCGGCAACCUCCAAGUGAGGCACCUCCCCCUGUCGCCCCUGGAGCCCCAGUCCUCCCCUCUGAUUGGUGGAGGCGGGGAGCGACAGGCGCUGGAGCUGCGCGUGCGCGAGGUGGAGGAGGAGAACCGCGCCCUGAGGAAGGAGCUCAGCCAGCCCCCCCGCAGCCCCUCCCGCCCGCACCAAACGGGCCACCAUGGCAACCGCUCCUCCGCGCACUCCAAUGAGGAAGGCACGGGCGACAGCGAGAGCCAGCGGGCCGCCGCCAGCAACGGUUCGGAGUGCGCGCAACAACCUGUGGUCGAUAAGUGUGAGACAAUCCAUGUGGCUAUCGUGUGUGCGGGCUACAAUGCUAGCAGGGACGUGGUGACUCUGGUCAAGUCUGUCCUCUUCCACAGGCGCAACCCGCUGCACUUCCACUUCAUCACGGACUCCAUCGCCCAGCGCAUCCUGGCCUCCCUCUUCCACACCUGGAUGGUGCCGGCCGUGCGGGUCGACUUCUACGACGCCGACGAGCUGAAGUCUGAAGUGUCCUGGAUCCCCAACAAGCACUACUCGGGCAUCUAUGGGCUCAUGAAGCUGGUGCUGACCAAAGCGCUCCCCUCUGACCUCAAGCAGGUCAUCGUGCUCGACACCGACAUCACCUUCGCCACCGACAUCGCCGAGCUCUGGGCCGUCUUCCACAAGUUCAAAGGGCAGCAGGUUCUGGGUCUGGUGGAGAACCAGAGUGACUGGUACCUGGGGAACCUGUGGAAGAACCAUCGGCCAUGGCUGGCACUGGGCAGAGGCUUCAACACAGGUGUGAUACUGCUCCUUCUGGAUCGUUUGAGGAAACUCAGAUGGGAACAGAUGUGGAGGCUGACCGCAGAGAGAGAACUAAUGAGUAUGCUGUCCACCUCACUAGCAGACCAGGACAUCUUCAACGCGGUGAUCAAACAGAACCCCUUCCUGGUGCACCAGCUGCCCUGCUUCUGGAACGUUCAGCUGUCGGAUCACACCCGCUCCGAGAAGUGCUACAAAGACGUGGCAGACCUCAAGGUGAUCCACUGGAACUCCCCUAAGAAGAUGCGUGUGAAGAACAAGCACGUGGAGUUCUUCCGGAACCUCUACCUGACGUUCCUGGAGUACGACGGGAACCUUCUGAGACGGGAGCUCUUCGGCUGCCCCAGCGAGACCGACCACAACAGCGAGAACCUUCAGAAGACUCUGUCGGAGCUGGACGAGGAUGACCCGUGCUACGAGUUCCGGCGGGAGCGCUUCACCGUGCACCGCACGCACCUCUACUUCCUGCACUACGAGUACGAGCCCAGCGCUGACAACACCGACGUCACACUGGUGGCCCAGCUCUCCAUGGACAGGCUCCAGAUGCUGGAGGCCAUCUGUAAGCACUGGGAGGGCCCCAUCAGUCUGGCUCUCUACCUGUCGGACGCCGAGGCCCAGCAGUUCCUGCGCUACGCCCAGGGCUCCGAGGUGCUGAUGAGCAGGAGCAACGUGGGCUACCACAUCGUCUACAAGGAGGGCCAGUUCUACCCCGUCAACCUGCUGCGCAACGUGGCCAUGAGGCAGGUCAACACGCCCUACAUGUUCCUGUCCGACAUCGACUUCCUGCCCAUGUACGGCCUGUACGAGUACCUCAGGAAGUCUGUGGUGCAGUUGGACAUGGGCAGCACCAAGAAGGCUCUAGUGGUGCCGGCGUUCGAGACGCUCCGGUACCGCCUGUCUUACCCCAAAUCCAAAGCUGAGCUGCUGUCCCAGCUGGACAUGGGCACUCUCUUCACCUUCAGGUAUCACGUGUGGACGAAAGGCCACGCCCCCACCAACUUUGCCAAAUGGCGGACGGCCACCACGCCCUAUCGCGUGCAGUGGGAGUCGGACUUUGAGCCGUACGUGAUGGUGAGGAGGGACUCCCCGGAGUACGACCGGCGAUUCGUGGGCUUCGGCUGGAACAAGGUGGCCCACAUCAUGGAGCUGGACGCCCAGGAGCAUGAAUUCAUCGUCCUGCCCAACGCCUUCAUGAUCCACAUGCCGCACGCGCCCAGUUUCGACAUCACCAAGUUCCGUUCCAACAAGCAGUACCGCGUCUGCCUCAAGACGCUCAAGGAGGAGUUCCAGCAGAACAUGUCUCGACGCUACGGCUUCGCCGCGCUCAAGUACAUGACGGCCGACAACAACAGCUAGCUCUACCCAUCCAUCCGAAACCUUCGCCACGCAGCCCCCC
Messenger RNA from Sardina pilchardus (European sardine), 3849 nucleotides. Its product is annotated as xylosyl- and glucuronyltransferase LARGE1. NCBI's taxonomy places the organism in Eukaryota, Metazoa, Chordata, Actinopteri, Clupeiformes, Clupeidae. The transcript has 16 exons. Gene Ontology annotation, biological process: protein O-linked glycosylation via mannose. Gene Ontology annotation, molecular function: xylosyltransferase activity; glucuronosyltransferase activity. The record is from RefSeq and is a predicted model, not a curated record. Gene Ontology annotation, cellular component: Golgi apparatus. Bases 1545 to 3809 code for a protein of 754 amino acids.